AUGGAGAAACCCGUCAGUGACAUAAUUAAGGGGGAUAGUGUCACUGAUGGUCCGUACGUUGACUCCAUCCAGCCCUAUUUUAGCUACAUUCCAAUUUCUCCCUCGCAAAUCUUCACAUCUCUCAUCAUGACAUCAUUAUAUCGUGAACUACAAGAUGUAAAUGUAAUCGUCUCACCCGGUCUUCAGCCUGAUGUACGCUUGAAAGUGUUCGAUAGGUGGCAAUUUCACGUCCAUUCGGUGAUCCUCAAGCUCUACUCAGCCUUCUUCCGUAAAUUUCUGGAUCCUUCAAACAGAGAUGCGUCCGCGGGAGCGACAUCGUUCUCGCAGUUCAAGUACGAGUGGGUGACGGAAAUUGAUGAUGAUGGCAUGGGAUGGCAUCUCGUAUCGGAGGGGUCGAGAACAAAAGAGCUUAACAUGUUGGAUUAUAUGACUGGACACCAAGCAUCCGUUGAUUUUACUGCCAGCGUUCUCAAUAAGCUACUUGGAGCUUUGUAUCUCGAACCGUACUCGCUGACUACAGCGGCUGAAUUGAACGCGCUUGCAGAGCUAGCCGAUUAUUAUUGCAUGUUACGCGUAGUAUCUCGGACAUUAGAUGGGGUACUGUCUAGCAGCAGUGAUAUUAUCCGCUCUAUGAGAUCAGGUAGUGGCAAAACAGCACGUCUGUUGCUUCCCGCAGCUGCAAAAUUGAGGCAUCGGCCAUUAUUCAGCGAUUGUAUUCUACUGAGUAUUGGUAGGUGGUGUGAAUCAAGUCACAUAGAUCUCAGAGACCCAGGAUUUGGGGAACUCGUGACGGUUGUUCGCAAUAGAAUUGCUUUCAAGGUCUCCAAGGCUUUGGGGAAUAUUAUCUCUCUUUCCCUCACAUCACAAGAUGAAGACGAGGAGGAAGGAUCUCUGAUCAUGGAAGUCGCUAAAGACUUGAUCAAUUGCAAUUACAACACUCAGGUCCCUGGAAGCUCAGAAGUAUGUCUUCCACAGUACAUCAAGGCAGUCAGUCAGUUACGGUACAGGGCUCCGCAUCGCUUUAUGUUUAGAGCGGCAUGUUUUGAGGUAUUGUUAAACAAGCUGUAUAUAUCUCCUAACGUCGAUUUUCAUUUCACCUGCGAUGGUAUUAGUGAGGGCUUUCUAUGUGACACUGUCAAGGACGAAGAAUUGCCAUGGAAUGUCGAGGAGAUGGAUUGGUAA
This is a messenger RNA of Glarea lozoyensis ATCC 20868, 1182 nucleotides long. Its product is annotated as POZ. Gene Ontology annotation, molecular function: protein binding. Lineage: Eukaryota; Fungi; Ascomycota; Leotiomycetes; Helotiales; Helotiaceae. The coding region runs from base 1 to 1182 and encodes 393 amino acids. The record is from RefSeq and is a predicted model, not a curated record. The transcript has 3 exons.